CCGUCGGAGCGAGAAAGCGAGGAGGAGGAGGAGGAAGUGGGGGGGGGGGGGGGGUCGAGGAAGAGGAGGUCCGACGGGGGUCCAACGUGUUGACGUCGCCGCAUAAGCGCUUGGAAGCGGGUCAUUAGCGUCGGAGCGCCGGCGCGAUUGAGGCAUGCUAGGCCAGCCGUGGCCGAUUAUCCCGACGACCCCCCCAGAAGACCUCUGUGGACACGUUGGCCCCCCUUCCGUGGGGGAAGUGACACGUGAAGACGAUCGCGUUCGAGUUCGACAACGAAGCUCGAGGGAGACACCGGUCCUGUGGUCGAAUACAGAAGGUGUGAUUGUGAGUGCAACUGAUCUCUACCUUAUGUGCCCUGUGAUUGGCUGGCACCCAGUUCAGGGUGUACCCCGCCUCCUGCCCGUUGACAGCUGGGAUAGGCUCCGGCACUCCUGCGACCCUUGUGAGGAUAAGGACAAAAGAAAAUCUUGUACGUAUCCACGGCUGCAGGCGGGAGGAAGGAUGCGUCAUCGAUGGAGCGUAACCAGGAUUAAGAGUUGCAUGACUCGAAGAGUUGGCUGAACUCAAACCGCCGACAUGAGAGCCCAAAUAGAAGUGAUACCCUGCAAAAUCUGCGGGGACAAAUCGUCGGGGAUCCACUACGGUGUCAUCACCUGUGAAGGCUGCAAGGGGUUCUUCCGACGCAGCCAGCAGAACAACGCCAUGUACUCCUGCUCCCGGCAAAGAAACUGCCUGAUCGAUCGGACCAACCGCAACCGCUGCCAGCACUGCCGCCUGCAAAAGUGUCUCGCUCUGGGCAUGAGCCGUGACGCGGUGAAGUUUGGCCGCAUGUCCAAGAAGCAGCGCGACAGCCUGUAUGCGGAGGUCCAGAAGCACCAGCAGUCCCAGGACUGCGCCAACACGGCAGCCCGGGAAAAGAACGGCGAAAUGGCCGACCACGCCCGCGCCUACAGGAGAGUGUCCAGCACGGCGCUCAGCGACCUGGACGACUUUACCACGCUGUCCGACGGGCUGCUCUUCGACCUGCCCCUGACCCCCGAGGACGGGGGCGGCGAGUACGGGAACCUGGACAUGCUCGCCGGCAGCACGGGCAGCGGUUCGUCCUCUCAGAGUUCCCCGGAGCAGACCAACCUGGACUUUGCGGAGGGCCACCACAACAUCAAGCACGAAUACCAGUUGUUGCACGACUCCGGGCUCUUCUCGCACGCCAUCCUCAACCCGUUGCCCGAGGGCUGCUCCCUGCUCGAGCUCGAGCACAUCACUCAAUGCGUGGUGAAGUCUCAUAUCGAAACGAGCCAGUACACUACGGAGGAACUGAAGAGAAUGGCGUGGUCUACGUAUAGUAUAGAAGAGACCCGAAUGUACCAGGCCAAGGCAGCUGAGGUGAUGUGGCAACAGUGCGCCAUCCACAUCACCAACGCCAUCCAGUACGUGGUGGAGUUUGCCAAACGCAUCUCCGGCUUCAUGGACCUGUGUCAGAACGACCAGAUCAUCCUCCUCAAAGCAGGCUGCAUGGACGUCCUCCUGAUCCGAAUGUGUCGAGCCUACAAUCCCAUCAAUAACACGUUCCUGUUUGACGGACGGUUCGCCCCCGCUCACUUCUUUAAAGCACUCGGCUGUGACGACCUGGUGACGGCCGUGUUCGACUUGGCCAAAAGCCUGAGUCGCAUCCAGAUGUCGGAGGAGGAGAUGGCCCUCUUCACCGCCGCUGUGCUGCUUUCACCAGACCGACCCUGGCUGACAGAUGUGCAACAGAUUCAGAAACUUCAGGAGAAGGUCUACGUAGCCCUGCAGCGCUGCUUACAAAAAGGCGGCGCGUCGGAAGAGAAACUCGCCAAGAUGGUGUCCAAACUCCCCAUCAUGAAGUCCAUUUGCAAGCUCCACAUCGACAAACUGGAGUUUUUCCGCCUGGUCCACCCCGAGACGGCGUACACCUUCCCCCCGCUGUACCGCGAGGUGUUCGGCAGUGAAAUCACUUUCCCCGACUCCACCGAGGGCUAAGCGGCGUUGCCGAUCCCGCCCGAGGUUCCGCAACAGAGACUGCGUGAGGGAGACCGAGACCGAGACCGAGAGAGCGAGAUGAAACGACGUGGCACCAAGUUGAGGCGACAGGCAAAGCAGCCGCUGGAUGACAAUCCUGCACGCUACACUUUAGGACACGCUCCUCUCACCUCGGAAACUCCCGACUGACCCGCGUUGCCCCUCCCGGCGCCGAGCCCAAGUGGGGUUUGGGGGAGCUCCUCGGCACCUCUCUCGCCGAGAGGAUGAAAGAGUGGCCUCGACAAUUUGUACUCUCCAAAUUAUUUUUCUAAGUCCUUACUCACGCCAGAAAAUGGUUUCUACUACAGUUCUCACAGCUCCGGUAAGCUCGAAUUGAAUGUAAACCCCCCCCCAGUGCCCCUUUAAAGCGUCCCGCACAGCCUCAAGGCCUCGUCUCGAAUGUACAGUCCACACUUUAAAUCGUCACCUACCUUGCACACAUCUUUUACUAAUUAUUAUUAUUAUUUUUUUUAAAUCUGUUUUAGUCGUCAUUCUGGUUAAACACUUUUGGCACGGCAUCAGUUUUUCGCCUUUUCGCCGGCUUUUUGCCGCGCGGACAAAGCGUUCAAAGGGACCACGAUCAAAUUCACAACCGUCUUUUUAUUUUUUUUUUAUUUUUUAUUUUUCCUCUUAGGAGCGCUUCUGCAGGUAUUUAUUCAUUUUCUUUUUUUUUUUUUUUUUUUUUUUUUACAAGCACACGCCGCAACACUGAUGUAAACGGGCCCUUUUUGAUGCAAGCAUUACCUCAGUCCCGUGUGCCCUUUUCCCCUUUUUACGCAUGCAACUUCGAGAGAGAGAGGAAAAAAAAAAACCCAUAUUUUUCCAGAGUUUUCAUUUUCUAUAUAUAGCACUUAUAUAGCCAUGAGUAGGAGACAAAUACGCGCACAUACUGCCUGCCUGUACGUCGGCGUCCUGGGAUGAACGGAUUGUUUUAAACUGUUGAGAAAAUAUCGUGGUUGAUUACAAUCCACAAGUCCGUGUUGGGCUUCAAAACAAAAACUUAUCGAGUAAUUAAUUCCCCUGCAAAAGCUUCCAUUUUUUUUGGGAUAUUUCCAAAAUUCACUGGCAACUUUCCACCUCUUUGCAACGCUAGCACGAAGAGGGUUUGACUGCAUCUCGGCAUUUCGUUAAAAAUCAUAAACGGAGCAGAAUUUGUCCGACACAGCCGCAGCGUGUUUUGAGGGGAGCCGAAAGAUUAACGGGCCGCCGGUUUAAUUUAAGCUCCUUAGAUGUCACUUAGAGCGGAUUUAUUAAUUCUCGCCACAGCGGAGUCGAGCACAAUCCGUCCUGUGAUGCUGGUCGACUUCCAUUCUCAAUUGAUUUUAUUUGCCCUCGUCAUACACUGAAAAAGAAGAAAUAAUUUGUAAACCAAUCACAAAAACUGCGCAAAUAUCAAUUUCGGAAUCUUUAGAGGUUCACUAUUUGUGUAUUGACAAAUAAUGACAUCCCGUGUGACUUUAAAUCCAUUUUGUUUGCGUUCUGUGGAAACUUUUUCCCAGAAAAUUUGAAUAGGACUCCAAUUCGGCCUCCACGUCCCGACCCGCUCUUCCCACUUACUUGCUUACUACCUCAUCCCCCUCACAAACAUCGAUACCGAAAAACGUCUGCGCCGUGUGCAGUACUCGCAAAAAAAAAAAAAAAAAAGUUUACGAUAACUGGGCUUUUGGGUGACAUUUCACGAUGAUCUUAAAAUGCACACGUGAACUUAAUUUGACCUUCUCUUAACUUUUGAGCGUCCACUUGUCCAAUGCUUCAGUACUCUUUGCACAACUCAACUGUUUUUGAACAAGGCGCUCAACGGCUAAAUCCACAAUCGAUGGACAUUUUCAUGAUAACUUGCGGCAUCCUAUUUAAAAAAAAAAAAAAAAAAGUGGAUUUACUGCCUGUCAGAGCAACGGUCGUUUUUGCACAAUGACGAAUGUCGCUGCAAUCUCAGAAAUAAGUUAGGUCAUGGCUGCAAGGCAUGAGGCAAGAGUGCAUAAAAGACUGAAAAUGUCCAAAGUUCGGGAUGAUUUCACGCUUCAAAAUAAGACAAAGUGCAAAGGUCGCAAAGUUGAACCAACUUGGACCGCAACACAAACUAUGGCAACGCAAACCAACAAGAGCCAACAGUGGAUAUGUGCGCUGACGCACAGGCCACUCCCAGGCCCCGCCUUUUCAAGCCGCACACAUUCAAAGUCACAGAUACAACAGUGUAGGAUGCGAUAGUGAUAGCGGCCCCAUGUAGACAUAAAUAAUACUUGCUCCUCACAUGCACAAUUAUUUUUUGGUAUUGUUUGCAAAAAAUGCAAAAAUACCUUAAUUUCCGGCCUACAGAGCGCACCGGAUUAUAAGGCUCACCCAGUACAUUUGGAAAGGAAAUACCAUUUGGUACAUGCAUAAGCCAGACCCAUGUAAAAGCCGCAAGUGGCCACAUUGAAACACGAGAUAUUUACAAAGAAAGAUGGUGCACCGAAAGAGUUUUCAAAGUUUUACUACCUUAGCUUAGCUUAACAUAGCAACAACACAGUUGCACGAACAGGGCUGGUUUUAAAAAAAAAAAACACAAAAAAAAAAAAGCAGCCGCAGCAGCUACACAGUAGCAACAUGGUAGCACAGCACUAACAGAGCCGGUUAAAAAAAAACAAAAACAUACCUAAAUCACUGAGAUGCGGCAGUAACACAGCAGAAACACGCUAGCGCGGUGCUAAUGCUAAUGCUAGCGCGGCACUAACGGCCAGUUAAAAAAAACAUACCGGUAAAAAUCACUGUGAUGCAGCAGUAACACAGCAGAAACACGUGAGCACAGCGCUAAUGCUAGCACCGCGCUAACAGGGCCAGUUAAAAAAAACAUACUGGUAAAAAUCACUGCGACGUGGAAGUAACACAGCAGCAACAUGCUAGUGCAGCGCUAACAGGGCCGGUAAAAUUCACUUCCUCGGCACACAUAUUCCACUGGUCUCACUCUUAACUUUUCCGCUCGAGUGCCCCCUUGCGGACGUUGGAAAAAAAAAAUGCACAAAUAAGCCGCAUCGCCGCACGCGAAAAAAGUCGCGGCUUAUAGUCCGGAAAUUGCGGUAUAUUAUUUUCCAAUUCAUCCUUUUGGAUUCAAACGGCAGUUUUGUCAAUUUUGCCGUUCAGCGCCUGGGCAGAAAAACUACUAAAAGAUUCAACAGUUGGACAUCAGGACUAAGUUCACCUACCCCAAAGCUCAAAAUCCCAAUUUUUUUUUUUUUUUUUUUUUUUUUUGCAAGUCUCGUUCGAUGUAAAAAUCUGAGUACAAGUCACAAGUACACUAGUUUGGAAUAAAUCCAUCAAGUUUUUUGGGGGGGAAAAGGCAAAACCAUCAACUGCCAGCAGUAUUCCACAGUAUCUUGUGCUCCCUUCACUGUGUUCUUUGUAGCAUAUUGAGACAAUCAAUAAACCCAUCGGAUUUUCAAUAUUUCAGUCAUAUUUGCGCGGCACUGCUGGGACGGUGCAGCCGGCCAAAAGACGACAGCAGCGAAAAAAAACUAACAAAAAAAAAAGAAACGAGACGCCGCCCGACGUAGCGGCGAAGUGGGAUCGUGCAAUUGGGCCUUUGUUGCCGUGCAUUUAAUUUUAAAGUAGCAUCGUUUUAAUUUUUUUUUAAAAAUUAUUUUCAAAUGUUUGUUAAGAUUCUAUUAUGACAAAAUCGACAGCUGACACCCACGCAGGGUCGGCCGGAUUGUAACAAGGUGCAAUACUUUGUCGUAGAAUGUUUCAUGACGCCUGAUUAUUAUUAUCAUUAUCAUUAUUAUUAUUAUUAUUAUUUUGGAUUCUUUUCCCAAUGGUUGCAACCCUCCCCAACCCGAUUUUAGCGGGACAAAACGUUCCCGGUGGAAGUUCCUCAGGGUGAUAGCUCGGCUCUCUGUCCUGCCCUGCGGUGUCGGCGGGGCACCUCGCACCGACAAACUGUAGACGACCUUUGAACCUUGAUCACUGUGUACAGUACGUGUUCUUGUGAAUGUUAAAUUACAGAAAGUAUCAAAGAUUUGAACCCUUUUUAUUGUUGUUAUCGCCAGAUACGUUGAGUUGACGUCAUAGAAGAAAUAGGAUAUCGAUACAGGUAAAAAAAAAAAAAAAAAGGAAAAAAAAAAAGGUAAAAUGAAUAUAAAAUAUGAAUUAUAAUCUCUGAUCCUUGUCUUGGUUUUGAUGUGGUCCUCAAUUUUGUCCUGAUAUGUACCGUCAUAUUUUUCCCCAUCAGUUUGUUGUUUUUGUCUCAGAGAGAUGUAAUUCUAUUUU
Syngnathoides biaculeatus (alligator pipefish) is the source of this 6283-nucleotide messenger RNA. It is a transcript of the gene rorca, whose product is annotated as RAR-related orphan receptor C a. The record is from RefSeq and is a predicted model, not a curated record. Gene Ontology annotation, molecular function: nuclear receptor activity; RNA polymerase II cis-regulatory region sequence-specific DNA binding; zinc ion binding. Gene Ontology annotation, cellular component: nucleus. Gene Ontology annotation, biological process: regulation of transcription by RNA polymerase II. The coding region runs from base 578 to 2002 and encodes 474 amino acids. The transcript has 14 exons. NCBI's taxonomy places the organism in Eukaryota, Metazoa, Chordata, Actinopteri, Syngnathiformes, Syngnathidae.